Paracoccidioides brasiliensis Pb18 is the source of this 3303-nucleotide messenger RNA. RefSeq lists its product as uncharacterized. The record is from RefSeq and is a predicted model, not a curated record. The coding region runs from base 1 to 3303 and encodes 1100 amino acids. Gene Ontology annotation, molecular function: protein binding. The transcript has 4 exons.
AUGUAUGAGUCAAUGCGUUUUGUAUCGGAUAGCUACCCCAGCGUAGUCCCGAUCGUGAAAAUACGACGUGCGAUGGCCCUCUUCGUAGCUGCCGCGAUUCUAUCUGCUCUGAUAUGGCUUCUAUACCGUGCAUAUCAGGUUUGUCAAACGCCCAACGAUGUUUUGGUAGAAAAAUUAGGCUUGGAUAUACCCCCCGCUCCCCAUGUCACCUUGGAAGAGAUUACCGCGAGGAUGAUUCGUGUGUCCUGGAAACUUCCGGAUUUGCAACAUUCUAUUCACAAGCACCUUAUCCAGGUCAAUGGGAUCAAAGUUGGUGAGACAAAACGUUUGGAAACAGGUGUUACCAUAUCCAAUCUCGCUCCAGGCCAUAUAUAUCAUAUCUGCGUCUCUGCCGUUAGCGCUGCCAAUUUCCAAACAUCAAGCUCGCUCCUUCAUGUCCGUACAAGAGCUCUGUCGAUCUCCGAGCCCCAUGAAGAUGAAGGGGAGGGUGGUCCAAUUAUUCGGGCUUACAUAACUAGGCCGCCGGCUCCUUUGGUUUCACCGUCUGCCCCAGUGAUGUUCAGGGACCACAGCAGCGGGCAGAUUCAGCGAAAACGCUCCACGGGGAACAGAAAAUCGUUCCCAUCUCCCAAUACAGGUCCAGAGCAUGCAAUGCAUACAGGCGCGGAGGAUUGUCAAAAAGCCGGCGAUGUUGAUGAUUCCGACGAGAAUCUUGCGCUGCUAGCCGAACGCCUCAGGGAUUUACAACAGGAAAAUGAAACUUUAGAAAAGCAAAUCUGCAUGGAAGAGAAGGAACAUGAGCUAACGUUACGAGAAAUAGAGGAGCAGCGGAACGAAGUCAGACAACGAGUGAAGGAGAAAGAUGAAGCCAGUGGGGACCUCAGAAGACACGUCAAUAGACUAGAAAGCAUCAAUCGUACAGUACAGAGUGAAAAGAGCAAGAAGGAAAGACUGUUGCAACAAAAGGAGGCAGAACGCCAAAAGCGUAAGGAGGAUAUCAUCCGAUGGAAUAAACAAUUAGUCGUCCUGCAUGGAAAAAUAUCCCGAGUGAAAGAGGAAAAAGCUCAGAUUGAGUCAGAGGCUCUAAAACAAGUCAAAGAGUAUCGCAGCAAGAUCGAACACGAACAGGCGGAAAUGAAAACUCUAGAUGAAGACAUUAAAGUGAAAGGAAGUCGGAUCAAGGACAUGGAAGAGGAGAGACGCCGUCUAGAGGGUGACGAUACCGAUGAUGGAAGAGAGCUUGAUCGAUUGGAAAAGGAAAAAGAUAAUUUUUGGGAAGUUAAAUUGGGGAACCUGCGGACUCAAUAUGCCUCACUCAUCAAAGUCCACUCUAGGGCCCAGCAACAGUACCAGGAAGCCCAAGAGCGUCUUGGAUGGGUUUCCUCCCAUAAAUCGAAUUCCGGGGUUCCGUUUGGCCCUCUUCCUUCAUUAGAUUUGGAUCUGACCCACCGACCUAGUCUUCAUCGUCGUUCUCGUCAUCGCAGUUCCCUUGUGAGCAACGUUUCGUCUCCCGUGAGCUAUCAUCUUAUGGAUACCUCGUUUUCCAAUGCAUCAAAUUACAAUGCUGCUGGAAAUGGGUCACCAACAUUUGCUCCCGGGCCGGCAUUCUUCAACAUUAACAACGGGAUGACUAUUCCAGACCCAUCUAAUCAGUCACCUGUCAAUCGCAUUGAUGCUGAUACACUAGCGAGCAUUCCACCUAUGAGUCCACGAGCAGAUUCUCUCCUACCUUCCGAUCUACUUGGUGACGAAGAGCAGGCAUCAGCAUCUCGCCCUCCUACCCAAUUUUCCAGAACGGCCGUUUUCGAUAACCUUCUUCCCAACUCUCCCUCACCCAUAUCAUCUGGAAGCCGCCCCGAAAGUUUAUUUACAAGCCCACGCGAAAGCCAAAGCAACCUACCGGAGAAUGCACUCAAUUCCAUGCCGGUGUCAAACAUACCGUUAGCUCAAGAGGCCUCUGAGAACGUACAAAGCGCAUCUCGUCGGCUGUCGGGACUUCUUAAUUUUCAUCGUCAAAGGGGCAAAACCAUGGUAGAUGGACUACCCAUGCUUGGGACUCUGAAGCCCGCCCAGAGUCAAUCGUUCCCACGAAAUCUCGAUGAAGGACUUGAUCCAAUAGGGACAAGACGGCGUCGGCUUAGCUAUACGGGCAACUGGGCGAACCCGGUAACAAAUCUAUUCCCCCGCAAUGCAACCACUCAUGUCACUAGUGAUAGUUCGUCUGACCGGCUACCUGCGGGCCGCAGAACGAUGUUCCCUAAUUUCUUCAGCUCCGGGAAACUGGCGUCUGCAACAUCAAGCGCUCUAGAGAAACCAACGAUAGACCGUACUGACCUAGGCACUGGAUAUAACCAAUUCAGCGCCAGACAUGACCCUAUAGAUCCGUCUAUACUCGGAACUGUUCGUCGCGGAUCGUUGUCUCCGAGGCCUACUUCUACCUACUCGUUUGAGAACCAUCAGCUUCCACGUCCUACUACGGAUAACCACCAGCCAUUUGGAUGGCCAUCGACAGACAAAUCGGGACAGAGAGGUAAUCCACUUGGCCUCGACUGGUCAUCUCCUACAGCUUGGUCCCGCAGCCAGUCCCGCCGGCCCUCCAUCCAGUUUGGGUCAUCAGGAAAUUUACCCUUAGGGUUGGCCGCUACCGACGUAGAUUUUCUCGGGACCCCAUACGAGCUACAACGACCAGUACAAGCUCCUAUUGGGACGCGCCCACCAUCAUCUCACCGACCAGUCACACCAAAACUUAACCCGACAGCACCUUCUUUCAAAACUAUUUUUGGCAAGAAAUCCGAGAGAACGAAAGCUAAAGAAGGAGAAUCUUCAAAACCUCGCGACCACGAUUUCAAUGUCGAAGACAGCUCAUCUCCAGAGCAGCGGCGUUCGAAAGACUCCCGUUCCAGCCGCACAUCUGCAGCUGACUCCUAUGAAUCCUUGGAACGGUUAUCAUCAGGAACACCUUCGGAAGCGGUAAACCCAAAGGAGUCAUUUAUCCAGAAGAUCACGCGGAAAAGCAGCUCGAGUAAGUUCAACAUCGCCUGGAAAGAUCGGGCGGGGUUAUUUUUGAAGAAAGGCGACUCCUCGACUCAAGGCGACAAUAUCGAUGAAGAUGCCGUGACGUCGGAUUCUCUACUCGGCAAAAGUGUUGAUAGCUUAUCUUUCAGCGCGGCGUCCGCGGACAAGUUGAAUAAGAGCAGUUUGGGAUUUGGUUUCAUGCGGAAAUCCAAGAAGGAGAAGGCUGCUAGUGACUCUGGUGAGAAGGCUAGUGAGACUGGGGAUGAGUAUCUCUCUGAAGAUGCCUAA